AUGUAUUGCCUACAAUGCCUGCUGCCCGUACUGCUGAUACCGAAGCCCACAAACCCGGCGCUAAUGGAGACGCAUUUGAUGUUUAUAGUUCUAUACCUCGUCGGAUUCUUCUUGGAGCGCAAGCCCUGCACUAUCUGCAGCCUAGUCUUCCUCACGGCAGUAUCACUGAUCUGCUACAGUGGAGUCGGAAACUGUAUCUUCUGGGGCAACUGUGAGGGUCACCAGUGCGAGAAUGGUUAAGGGGAUCCUCCUGCCAUCCUUAUCUUGAUCCAAGCCCUGUAGUCGUAGUCAUAGGGAGAGGACAGGGGACAUGUGCUAAUUAUCGUAAAUACCAUAAUAUUGAGUUACGUUAGCGUUGUUACAGCUUUACAUCCUAGAAACAAAACAAAAAUAUAUUUUAAUCGAGAAGGAUAAUCGGGAAUAGAGAAUGAAAAGGGAUAAGGAAACUUGACUAAAUCGAAAAUCAGUGAUACAAGUGAUGAGUGAGUCCGACCAGGAAAAAAGUGUGUGUAGAAAUCCGUAUUUUGUUUCCAUAACCAUCCCAUAACUCCUUUGGUUAUGAAUUCAGAGUGUGUGUUUUGUUUUAAAGCUUAGACGAAUUUAGUUUUUACGAAACGCUACGAAAAUGUAUUGUAUAUCGCCCCACCCAAGCCCUAUAAAAGAAAAUCAACAGCCCUAUUUAACCCACUCGUCAAUGCAACUAACGUUUAGUCAUAUAUGUUAAUUUACCUAAUUAUACAAUUAUAUUAUAAUUAUGAUUGUAAAGAGGGGGUACUCCUGACAUCGGUUGUUUCCCAGUCUUGUGCACAUGCAAAAAAUGUAAAUAUAACUUACACUGAUCAAAAUAUAAAUAAUAUACCUAAACUGUAAACGAGAGACAAGCAAAAGGAUAAUGUAAAAACGAUAAAUGCGAAAAAAAAAACCAUUUACAAUAAAUAUUGUUCGAUUUUUGCGAAUUUGUAUGAUUUGAGCCGAAAAAAAAAACGAAAGAAUGUCUAAAGGCACAAAAAUAAACUUUAAACAAUGCUAUAAAUCCUUUUCAUUUUCGAUAAGGGGCUUAAAGGAUUACCUUAAAUUUUUACCAAGUAAAGCAUAAAAGUCCGAGAAAUAAGACAUGACCAUUGAUUUCCAAUUUUCCACAAUUUUAUUCGUUUCAAAAUAUGUGUGAUAUGUAGUAUAUGUAUAUAUUCAUAUAAAAUGUACAUUUUGAUGUUGCUGUCGUUUGUUUUGGAAUUUGAUUAUAUCAAGAUCAGAUCAGCUUCAGCUUCGAACUUAAUUUACUAA
Drosophila ananassae is the source of this 1284-nucleotide messenger RNA. It is a transcript of the gene bc10, whose product is annotated as bladder cancer-associated protein. The transcript has a single exon. The coding region runs from base 1 to 240 and encodes 79 amino acids. The record is from RefSeq and is a predicted model, not a curated record. Lineage: Eukaryota; Metazoa; Arthropoda; Insecta; Diptera; Drosophilidae.